Aplysia californica (California sea hare) is the source of this 883-nucleotide messenger RNA. Its product is annotated as translation initiation factor eIF-2B subunit alpha. The record is from RefSeq and is a predicted model, not a curated record. Gene Ontology annotation, cellular component: eukaryotic translation initiation factor 2B complex. Gene Ontology annotation, biological process: translational initiation. Gene Ontology annotation, molecular function: translation initiation factor activity; guanyl-nucleotide exchange factor activity. NCBI's taxonomy places the organism in Eukaryota, Metazoa, Mollusca, Gastropoda, Aplysiida, Aplysiidae.
UGCAAGCAAGUGCCUCCAUACGGUCACGAAGUUCUUGCUGAUUGAUGUAAAACACAGACCAGACAGACAUCCUUUUUAUCGUCCCAGUUUUGUUUCUCUUCCAUAUCUGAACGUUGUAGGGGACUUUUACCUAGCAAAAAUGGAUAAUGAUGGUGUGUUAUCACACUUCAAAGAACAGUUGAGGGAAGACCCGGAGAUGUCCGCUGCUGUAGCUGCCAUCAAAACUCUUGUCAAGCUUAUUGAAACCAGUCGAGCCGGGACACUCUCUGAGCUGAGAGACAACAUAAAGAAUGCGACAGAAGUGAUGCUGACCGGAGAGUACAGCUAUGCCUCAGUCAGCUCUGGCUGUGAGCAGUUUUUGCGCAAUGUGUCACUCGCAAAUCUGGAUAGGAAUUUCAAAACUGUGAUGUUGGAGCGAGCAAAUAUCUUUCUCAAGGAGAUUCUGAAAGCGAGGAGUAAGACAGUGCAAAUGGCCACAAGAUUUAUUGAUGAUGGAGCGACUAUUUUGACGCACUGUCGAUCACGAGUGGUCAUGCAAGUUUUGAAGGCUGCAGCGAAAGAGAAUAAGAGAUUCACGGUUUAUGUCACGGAAUCUAAUCCGGACCAGAGUGGGUACGGUGCUCAGGAGGAGCUGACAAAGCACGGUAUCCCCACCACAGUCAUCUUGGACGCUGCCGUCGGGUACAUCAUGGAGCGGGUACAGCUGGUGAUGCUGGGGGCGGAGGGUGUGGUCGAGAGCGGAGGCAUCAUCAACAAGAUUGGUACCUACCCUAUUGCCAUCACCGCAAAGUCGAUGAACAAGCCAGUGUAUGUGGUUGCUGAGAGCUUCAAGUUCGUUAGAGCUUUUCCCCUGAAUCAAAAAGAUGUCCCAGACCACUUCAAA